AUGAGUCUAAAGCCAAUUAAUAAGCCAGUUGAGCCAUGGCUUGAGGGAAACAGUAUUAAAAGAUACGUUGAUGUGCUUGAUUUUACAGCCAAGGGUGAUGGAAUUUCUGACGAUACAAAGGCAUUCCAAGACAGAUGGGUAGCCGCUUGUAAGAUGGAGGCAUCAACCAUGCUGGUCCUAGCAAAUUACAUUUUCAAAGUGGGGCCCAUUUCAUUUUCAGGUCCAUACUGUAAAUCCAACAUAGUUUUUCAGCUUGAUGGUAUAAUUAUUGCCCCAACAGACCCACAGGCCUGGGGAGGAGGAUUGUUCCAGUGGCUAGAAUUCUCAAAACUUGUGGGAAUCACAAUUCAAGGAAAGGGAAUCACUGAUGGAAAAGAUUCAGUUUGGUGGCAGGACCAACCAUUUGAUGAUCCUAUAGAUAAUGAAGAAAAGCUCAUAGCUCCUAUUUACUCUGAAGUAUUGAAAAUAAGGACAUACCUGUGGAAUAAUUCGAGAAUGGAUGUGGCUCAAGUGUUGCGCGUGAAUGGAGGCAUUGGAGAAACAAGCAAUGCAAACAAUUCUUUAUUAGAGAGAAAGGCGGUUUCUUUGACAAAGCCCAUGAGAGAUGAAGCUAUACAGUGCUUCUAUAGAGAAACAUUCCCUCUAAGCCAAGCAAUUGCAGAAUUGGGUUGUUCUUCUGGACCAAACACUUCUUUUGUCACUUGUGAACUGAUCGAAACUGUGGAGAAGCUUUGCAGAGACCUAAACCAUGAAUCUCCAGAAUACACGAUCUUCUUAAAUGACCUACCAAGCAAUGACUUUAACAACAUCUUCAAGUCUAUUGAAAGCUUCAAACUGAAGCUAAGAGAAGGAGUGGCAGGUGGGAUUGGUUCGUGUUACAUCGCUGGAGUUCCUCGUUCUUUCUAUGGCAGGAUUUUUCCUAUACUCCAUCCUCAUCUAAAUUGGAAUCAGAGAUUGAAAGAGAAGGGUCCUUCACUAUUAAUCACUUAGAGGUAUUUGAAACAAGUUGGGAUGAUGCUUAUGAUGAGAAACGUAAUGAUAGAAAAGAAUACCAAAUUACACAAUUCAUGAGGGCUGUGGCUGAACCUUUGCUUGUGACCCACUUUGGUGAAGUUGUAACGGACAAUGUUUUCCCACAUUGCCAAGACAUAUUAGCAGAUCGUAUGUCUAAGGGAAACCUUGUCCAUGUCAGUCUCUGCAUAUCUUUGACUAGAACAAGUUGAAGAAGCAACAAAUAAACAUAUGUUUGUACAGUCUGUUCACAUUGUGCUAUGAAUAAACCAUUUGUUGGUCUUCAUGUCUUUUGAUAUUGUGUAUGCUUGGUUUUAGAUAGUUCUUGUGUUUAACUAGUAUUG
This is a messenger RNA of Neltuma alba, 1355 nucleotides long. RefSeq lists its product as uncharacterized. The transcript is spliced from 5 exons. Bases 1 to 990 code for a protein of 329 amino acids. NCBI's taxonomy places the organism in Eukaryota, Viridiplantae, Streptophyta, Magnoliopsida, Fabales, Fabaceae. The record is from RefSeq and is a predicted model, not a curated record. Gene Ontology annotation, molecular function: methyltransferase activity.